UGGAUGUGUCGCAGAUUUUAAAACUCCGUGAAAGCGGAGGGGAGCUCGCGCGCUCCACCGAAAAUGCUAGAAAACGCAGAAGUGUCCGGAUAACCGGUUAGAAACGGGACGGAUCGAGCUUCCAUACUGAUCGCAGAGCAAAAAAAAGUGAAACCGGACGCGCUAGAAAUUUAAAGCAAUUCAUUUACAUAAAUAAAUAAAUUAAUUAAAGUCCGCUUGAAAGCUGCGCUGCGAAAUGGAGCUGUCAUCCAUCGGGGAGCAAGUGUUCGCCGUAGAGUCCAUCACCAAGAAGAGAGUUAGAAAGGGAAAUGUGGAGUAUCUACUGAAGUGGCAAGGAUGGCCUCCUAAGUACAGCACAUGGGAACCGGAGGAUAACAUCCUAGACCCUCGGCUCGUUCUUGCCUUCGAGGAGAAGGAGGAGCGAGACAGAGCACAGGCUCACAGGAGGAAAGGCCUGAGGCCCCGCAGACUCGUCUUACGGAACAUCUACACCAUGGAGCUCCGAAGUGCUCAAAAAACUCCGGAGAAACCCCGAUUCCGCCUGUCACUCGCCCGCUCCACUGGGGCAGGGCUACAGCAGAAUGGGCGGCGCUGCAGGAACGGUGAGGGCGGACUCUACCACCACCGUCUUUUGAAGCGCAGGAGCAGGCAGUGCGUGUCCAAACCGACAGAAAGUGCAGAAUCGCCACGGCAACGAACACUGACCCUUGAGAAAGAAAUAGUGGAGGAGGAGGAGGAGGAAGAGAACGAGUGGGAGAAAGAGGAGGAGCAGCAGGAGAAGAAGAGAAGGAAGACAGAAAAAGAGGAGCAUCAUGACAUUCCUGACGCCCAGGAGAUGACAAAAGACCACUCCCCCUCUACACAGGAAGCUGUUAUCACCGAAAAACCAGAACACUGCACUUCCUCCCCCGACUGUGAGGUGACACCACCCAACACCGAGAUCGGUUCAGCUACAACGGUGACGGAGCAGCUGGCGAGCACUACUACCACAAACACACCCGAGCACAAGCCAAUCACAGACACUUCAGGGGGUGGAGUCUCGCACGAUACACCCAUCACUGACAAAACACUGAAGUGCGACGCAGGAGUGAUCACAGACAGGGUCCAAAACCGAGCCUCGGUGAUAACGGUGCGACAUUUGUUUGACAGGUUUGUGCAGGAUGAGCAGAGACAGACAGGUGAGAAAGACAGCAAGGCCAAGAGAGAGACAGACAAGGACGAGGUCACGGCCGAGUGCACCACCACCUUACAGGUCAGAACAGACGAGUCUCAGACGUCCGAGCACACACGGCAUCCUGGGAAGGUGAUCGUGACUAACGUGACCGUUAACUCGCUGACGGUGACGUUUAAAGAGGCCAUGACGGCCGAAGGGUUUUUCAGCAGCUCCGGGCUGCAGGUCUGAGCGACGAGGAGGAAAGAGGAUACACACUUACAACCAAAAGUACUUCCUGUCAAACAGCUAAUGUGGCUAAUAAUCAAAGAAAGGAGUUAGCAUAUGAAUCUGAAUAACGCAUGCUAGCUGGAUUUUGUUAGAAACGUUAGCAUUUGUGGUGAAGUACGCCUUAUUCACGUGAGAGUGAGGGAUUACCGGACCAGCCAACGUGUCAAUCUGUCCAUGUAGUGAAGCCUUUCACUGUUUUUGCUUUACAGAUACUCGUUCGUUGUUAAAAAGGGUUACGUUUCCGUCUCCAUCCUUUCGUUUUAGUGAAAACGUGAACAAUCGUGGAGGGAUUUCCGUGUUAUCGAAAACAACGCCUUUAAAUGCACGCAAAAAACCAAGGUCGUUUACACUUAACGCAUUGUUGGUGUUAACUGUUCCAGUUAAAAAAAAAAAGAAAGAAAGAAAAAAAAGAUGUACAUGAUUUAGUGCAAGGUCUUUCUUAAGGGAUGGCAAUGACCAGAUGACAUCAUCAGCCCCUAGUCUCUGCAGCCUGUCCCCCAUCUGCGACAGAUGAAGGUUUUUAGUCGGCUCGGGUUUUGCUCUGCCUUGUGCGCCGAGGCCUUGCUGCAUUUUUAACGAGUCCGAAUCGGUUCACAUUACAGAUGCCACUGCACUGAAGUGUCAUUCACACAGCGUUGGAGAAGUGUGCUUUAGAUGUAUCUCUAGCAUGCGACAAAAUCGAGCUGAACUUUACAUCACGUGGUGAAGCCGCAAGCAAAAAAAAACAAAAAAAACAACAAAAAAAAAGAAGAAGAGAAAAACAUGCCGUUGUACGACUUGUAGUUCAUCUAUGGCAAGGUUACAUUUUUAUUUGUAUUUCCAAUAAAUAA
Molecule: messenger RNA, 2271 nt
Organism: Hemibagrus wyckioides
Lineage: Eukaryota; Metazoa; Chordata; Actinopteri; Siluriformes; Bagridae
Gene: cbx7a
Product: chromobox homolog 7a
Exons: 6
Coding region: 236-1402 (388 amino acids)
Biological process (GO): negative regulation of transcription by RNA polymerase II
Cellular component (GO): PRC1 complex
Source: RefSeq, a predicted model, not a curated record